Messenger RNA from Brassica napus (rape), 3262 nucleotides. RefSeq names its product probable disease resistance protein At5g66900. Bases 184 to 2649 code for a protein of 821 amino acids. Gene Ontology annotation, molecular function: protein binding; ADP binding. Lineage: Eukaryota; Viridiplantae; Streptophyta; Magnoliopsida; Brassicales; Brassicaceae. The transcript has 5 exons. The record is from RefSeq and is a predicted model, not a curated record. Gene Ontology annotation, biological process: defense response to fungus.
CGAAGUAAUUGCGCGGCAAGUGGGAGGAAGAAGGAAUGGGUGGACAAGGACAAAAGGAGAUUGCUUAGCCAUUGAGCGGAAGCUUUUGAUCUUAAGAGGCUUCUUUAAAAUCUAUCAGAAUCUAUCGACAAUAUUAUAAAUAUUAACUUUUUUCAGUGUUUUCCCUAAAGAAAGAAAGAAAGAAUGAGCGAUUGGCUUGGGGGAGCUUUGGUCUCUGAGGUUCUAAAAGGUUUGAUCCAAGAGGCUAAGACGAUGAUAGACUUCAAACUCUUGUCUGAAGAUCUCGCAUCAACUAUGGAGAGAAUGAUUCCUCUUACGGAACAGAUCGAAACGAUCCAAGGUAAGGCAGACUUUGAUCAUGGGGAUCUCAAGGUACUGAAGCAAACCAUCCAAAGAGCUAGGAAAGUGCUUGAUAAGUGUCAACGUGGAGGCGUCUGGUUUUACGAGAAACCUCUGGUCUCAAGAAAGAUUAAGGGAAUCAAUAAGGAUAUGGUCAAGUUCUGCCAGAUGGACCUGCAGCUUCAUCAGUACAGGAACCAGUUGGGAUUGUCCGUUGUGGUGGGGAACAUUGAUGAUAAGGUGGAGGGUUUGAGUAAGAGAAUGGACAGCUUGAGUGUUGCUCCUGUGCCAGCUUUUACGGAUCAUCUUUGUUCUGUUCCAAAGCUUGAUAAGCCUCCCGUUGGAUUGGAUUGGCCUUUGAUGGACCUUAAGAAGAGAUUCAUUGACAAUACUACUGCGGCUAGUCUCGUGGUGUCUGCUCCUCCGGGGUGCGGCAAGACCACUCUCGUUACCCACCUUUGCAACAAUGUAGAUGUCAAAAGGCAUUUCAAGCAUAUCUUGUUUAAUGUUGUGUCAAGUACUCCUAACUUUAGGACCAUAGUACAGAAUCUAAUCCAGUACAACGGUCACGCUCCGCAAACGUUUGAGAACGAUACUCAAGCAACCGUUGCCUUGAGAAAAGUGCUGGAGAAACUCACUGAAGACGGUGGUCCUAUAUUGUUGGUGUUGGAUGAUGUCUGGCAGGGAGCUGAUUCUUUCCUUGAGAAAUUUCGUAUUAGCGUACGGAAUUAUAAGGUUUUGGUGACUUCUAGGUCUGAGUUUCGGAGCUUUGGCCCCACUUAUAGUCUGAAACCUUUGGAAUAUGAAAAUGCCAGAGCCCUUCUCGUUCAAUGGGCAUCACGGCCUAUUCCUAACAACGCCUCUCCAGAUGAGUACGAAAAUCUUCUCAAAAAGAUAUUGAAACGUUGCAAUGGAUUCCCAAUCGUAAUUGAAGUAGUUGGCGUUUCACUUAAGGGAAAAUCUAUAAAUACAUGGAAAGGCCAAGUGGAGAGCUGGUCUGGAGGAAAAAAAACAAUUCUAGAUAGCCCUCGGCCUAGUGUGCUUCAAUGUCUGCAGCCUAGCUUCAAUGCCCUGGAUCCUGAUCUUAAGGAGUGUUUCAUGGACAUGGGCUCAUCUCUUGAGGACCAAAAGAUACGUGCUUCUGUUAUUAUUGACAUAUGGAUGGAACUAUACGGUAUUAGCAGCAGUGUCGUGUGCAUGAAGUACCUUGAAGACCUUGCCUCCCAGAAUCUACUUAAACUUGUUCCUCUCGGCAGAAAUGAGCAGGAAGAGGGUUUCUACAAUGAGUAUUUAGUCACUCAACAUGAUAUCCUUAGGGAGUUGGCUAUCCAUCAAAGCGGAUUAGAAGCAUUCUUUGAAAGAAAAAGAUUGAAUUUGGAGAUAAGAGAGGAUCAAUUUCCAGACUGGUGUUGUUUGAAUCAAAUGGAGCCUAUUAUCAUCAAUGCCUCUCUCUUGUCUAUCACUACAGAUGAUUUGUUCUCAGCGAAUUGGAUUGAAAUGGAAUGUCCCAAUGUUGAGACUUUGAUUCUGAACAUCUCUUCACAAAACUUUGCAUUACCGAGCUUCAUUGCUGGAAUGAAGAAGCUAAAGGUUCUGAUAAUCACAAACCACGGUUCUUAUCCAGCGAGACUGACCAAAUUCUCGUGCCUCAGCUUAUUACCGAACCUGAAACGGAUCAGACUGGAGAAAGUUUCAGUAACGUUGCUGGACAUUCUCCACUUGCAGCUCGUCAGACUGAAGAAGUUGUCUUUGGUUAUGUGUAGCUUCGGUGAGGAUUUCUACGACAUUGAAGAUGAAACAGUAGAUGUCUCUAGAGCUCUUCCUAGUUUACAAGAGAUCGAUAUAGACUAUUGCUACGAUCUUGAUGAGGUGCCGUAUUGGGUCUGUGAAGUUGUUUCGUUGAAGUCACUUAGCAUCACGAAUUGUAACAAGCUCUCUCUACUUCCUGAAGCUAUAGGCAACUUGAGUAGACUACAAGUGUUGAGGCUGAGUUCUUGUAUUAAUCUCUCUGAGCUGCCUGAAACCAUGGAGAGACUCGGGCAAUUGCAGUUUCUGGAUAUUUCUCAUUGCUUAGGACUGAGAAAGUUGCCUCUAGAGAUUGGGAAGCUGCAGAAGCUGAAGAAGAUGUCGAUGAGGAAAUGUUGGAGAUGCCAGCUGCCGGACUCAGUGAAGAAUCUAGAGGAUCUGGUGGUUAAAUGCGAUGAAGAAACUGGGUUGGUCUUGUGGGAAAGGUUGAAGCCGAAAAUGAGAAGCUUGAGAGUUCAUGUGGAGGAAAUGGAGCAUAAUCUGAACUUACUUCAUAUGUUUUAAUGUUUGUAUGUGUCUGUCUUGUUAUUCAAGAUGGUCCCAAGGUAAAUAGAAGAAAUGUUGCUUCCACAAUAAUCGACUUAUGGUCUUAGAUUAUACGGUAAAGAGGAUAUCAUCUGCAGGAAUUACCUCCAAGAUCUUGCCUCCCACAAUCUCCUUAAACUUCUUUCUCUUGGGUAUGUUACUUUCUAUUCAUCUACCAGUUCUUGAUCUUGCUUGAUUUGUUGAAAACUAGGUCCAAUAUCCAAAACAUAUUUUGCAUAUUAUUAGUUGUUUGUCUUUGAAAAGUUUCUUUUUAUCAGUUAUCAUUUUUUUAUACAUGCUUUAGUAUUAGGGAAAAAUGAGCAUGAAGAUGGUUUCUACAAUGACUUAAUGGUGAAACAAGACAACGUCUUUAGAGAGUUUGCAAUGCAUCAAUGUGAAAAGGAGUCGAUCCUCCAAAGGAAAAGAUUAAACAUGGAUAUACAAGAGAACAAGUUCCCAAACUGGUUUUUAAAUCUAAAACAGCCUAUAGUUUUGAACGCUUCUCUGCUGUCUAUAUCUACUGGUAAUACAAUUGUUUCUUUACUUUGUUGUCACACACUCAUUAACAAUAAUAUUCUAUAACUUGAUGUGA